Molecule: messenger RNA, 285 nt
Organism: Anisakis simplex (herring worm)
Lineage: Eukaryota; Metazoa; Nematoda; Chromadorea; Rhabditida; Anisakidae
Source: the annotation of a GenBank genome assembly
AUGUCAAAGACUGUGGACUUGGGAUAUUAUGAAGAUUAUAUCCAUUCAAAUGAGAUUAUUUAUCGAGAUUUAAAACUGGAAAACGUUGUGCUUGAUUUGGAUGGUCAUAUUCAAUUGGUAGACUUCGGAUUCGCGAAGAGACUCGCUGAUGACGAUCGUACGAGAACAAUAUGCGGUACAUUACAGGUAUUCUAUUCUGCAUACACUUAUACGCAGGACAGUCAAGAUGUCCAAUUACCUCACAAAAUACUGACAAGAAUCCAGGAAUUAUUUGAAAUCGAUUGA